Molecule: messenger RNA, 847 nt
Organism: Umbelopsis ramanniana AG
Lineage: Eukaryota; Fungi; Mucoromycota; Umbelopsidomycetes; Umbelopsidales; Umbelopsidaceae
Exons: 2
Coding region: 14-847 (277 amino acids)
Source: RefSeq, a predicted model, not a curated record
ACCUUUUAGUCUCAUGUUAGGGUGUCUAGGAAGUACAUUUUUUACGCUGUUCAUACUAGCCUGGUGUGGAGGGACUGUUUACUUCAUGUACGCAGCGGCCAAGGAUCUCGACUCCUCUCUUCACUACGCCCCCACCAAUUGUACCAUCACAAGUAUGCAUUACGACAGCGACAAUACCCUGUAUAUGUAUGCCAACUAUACUUUGCCGGGCAACAAUUUCAACUCUACUGCUUUCGUGAAUAACGUCGAUGAUAAUGCAAACUAUUUUGUUGGCCAAACCCUUUCAUGCUUCUACGCCUUGCACGACCAUUCAUACUUGAUGGCACAAGUUGGCGUCCAUGCUGGCGUAGUCGUUAUGAUGGUCUUUUCUACUAUCAUGUGCAUACCGGUGGCCAUUGGAGCAGUUUUUGUCCUCAGCAUGCCUGUAAUCAUUAUCAGCCCCAUGGUUGUCAAGUUGGCAAAAUCGAUUAAAGCUUUUGCCUGUGAAACUGGAGUAAAGAUGAGUACAAUCUUCAAGAGAAAACCUGAUAACGGUCAAGACAAUUGCGGUGAUUCAACGCCAAGUAGAUCAAUCGGAAGCUCCGUCAUUGGUUACCUUAUGCUACCAGUAAACUAUUUCAAGGCUGCAUUGGGAUCCUCAGCAUCAUGGCUGAAAGCAAAAUUCACUCGCAAUAAGCUCGGCAAGGGUCAACAGCAGGAUAUGUACGAUCUGGAAGAUCAAGGAUCAUUGAAAAGUCGAGCUAGUUCGGGCUAUAGUUUCAGAUCCAGCAAGAAACUGCUUUCACAUUCAAAGAGUCAGCGUAGUGACAUGACUGAUCAGUCUUCAGUUGAGACGAGAUCAUUAUAA